GCGAGAAAUCCCUUUGUCUCUAGAAUUUCUUGGGCUAGUACUCCAUCGUCCGGAGGCGACGAGUCCGCGCUGGCAACAAUGCCACCCUCUGCACCUCAACAAGUUCCCCGAACAACAUCCUCUAGGACGACCGCCACCACCACCACCACCACCACCACCACCACAUCCACUCACACACCCGCCCUUCCUUUAAGGACGUUACGAUUACGAGCUGUGGAUGGAUCUCCGGCUCAGCGAGAGAGUAGACACAUACAAUGGGCAGAAGACGUGGUAGACAACGAGGGAAUGGGCAAGAAAUCCUCCAAAGUAUGCUGCAUAUAUCACAAACCUCGAGAAGUCGGCGAGUCGUCGUCUGAAGAUACGUCGGAUUCCUCCUCCAGCGACUCGGAUUCGGAACCGGAUAAUAGCUCGGGAAAGAGUGGGAAAAAGCGCGCGGACUCGGGACAAUAAAGAUGUAGGCUGGGUUCGGUCUGUCAUAUUUUUGCCCCUGGGGCAUGGUUCAUUUUGAACAAUAGAUUGCUGCGUCUCGGCAGAUCCGGUUUGCCGAACUACAGUCUACCUGGACUUAACUUUUGCAUAGAAUUCGGCAUAGCUCGGCGUUUAGGGGAAUAUGUUGGCCAUACACAACUGG
This is a messenger RNA of Eremomyces bilateralis CBS 781.70, 631 nucleotides long. RefSeq lists its product as uncharacterized. Gene Ontology annotation, molecular function: protein serine/threonine phosphatase inhibitor activity; protein phosphatase 1 binding. Gene Ontology annotation, cellular component: nucleus. Lineage: Eukaryota; Fungi; Ascomycota; Dothideomycetes; Eremomycetales; Eremomycetaceae. The transcript has 3 exons. The record is from RefSeq and is a predicted model, not a curated record. The coding region runs from base 79 to 450 and encodes 123 amino acids.